Molecule: messenger RNA, 1639 nt
Organism: Pecten maximus
Lineage: Eukaryota; Metazoa; Mollusca; Bivalvia; Pectinida; Pectinidae
Product: calcium load-activated calcium channel-like
Exons: 7
Coding region: 128-715 (195 amino acids)
Biological process (GO): endoplasmic reticulum calcium ion homeostasis
Cellular component (GO): endoplasmic reticulum; endoplasmic reticulum membrane; cytoplasm
Molecular function (GO): calcium channel activity
Source: RefSeq, a predicted model, not a curated record
UUUAAACAUUCCUUGUUCAGUAUUAAUAUUUGCAAAUCCGAAAAACUUUACGGGAUGACUCUUCUAAGUACGGAGUGAGUACAGCUAAAACUGGUAACGUGACUUCUGAAUUUAGUAUGGCCUAUUCAUGAGUUGGAAGACCGGUGCCGUGGAAGAAAGCAGAAUCAUGUUGGCUGAUUGUCUUUUAAUCGUUUUCAUAUCACUCUGUACAGCAUCUCUUGGAGAGGGAUUAACAUGGCUGCUAGUGUACAGAACAGACAAAUACAAAAAGCUCAAGGCGGAGGUGGAGAAGCAGAGCAAGAAAUUGGAGAAGAAAAAAGAAGUUGGUGAUGCAACAGAUCGCAGCCAAAAAAAAAAAUUAGAGAGACAAGAAGAAAAGCUUAAGAACAACAACAGAGAUUUAUCUUUUGUGAAAAUGAAGUCCAUGUUUGCAAUAGGUUUUGCAUUCACAGCUUUACUUAGUAUGUUCAAUUCCAUAUUCGAUGGCAGAGUGGUAGCCAAGCUGCCUUUCACACCCAUCUCCCUUUUGCAGGGAAUAUCUCACCGGAACCUCGGCGGAGAUGACUACACACACUGUUCAUUCAUCUUCCUAUACAUUCUAUGUACCAUGUCUGUGAGACAGAACAUCCAGAAGGUCCUUGGACUGGCUCCAUCUCGUGCAGCUAGUAAGCAGGCUGGAGGGCUGUUUGGUCCUCCCCCUCAACUCUCAAAGUAAUACAGAUAAAGCAUAUCCGAUGUCACUAGCAGACAAUACACCAUCUCUGUUUAAGACUAGUGAACAUUUAAAUGGUAUUUUAUACCUGUUAAAUCUCAGUAUCAAGAAAGCACACUUUAUCUGAACAUUAUUUAAUACAUUCUAUAAAGAUAUGUUUGUUAUCAAGUAAGUGUGGAAUGUGAUAUGUACAUUUCUAUAGGAGUAUAAAGUUAACUUACAGAGUUAAUAACAUCCCAUGUAUGAUAUUAUGUUUAAAAGAUGAUAAUCAGAGAUUUGUGUUUGUAUGUUUGAACUGACCAAAAUCUGAAAGUUUCUGCUGUUAUUCUAUAAAAGUCCUUUUUUCACCAACAAUUAUACUUUGGUGUGUAUUACAUUAUGAGAUCCAUGUUAUUGAAUGUCAUCACUUAUGUAUCACUGAUUCUACAGAAACAUGCAUCUAUUUGUAAAGAUACUUAAAAGUGUUCAUCACCUUUAUUUUGUGAACAAACAGCAUACCAUAUAAUAUAAAAUACAGAACAAGAAGGAUUGUAAUACGAGGGACAGUACAUAAGUCUAUUAUAUAAGUGGAUGUAUUGUGGUGUGGUCAGAUGGAUGUAUUGGUGUGUUGUCAAGAUAAAGAAUAUUGGAUAAAAUUAUAUUGUACAAUGUAUUGACAUUUUUGUGUCGUUUUUUCUAUACAUAUAUAUAUAUUAAUUAUUAUUAAUAUACAUGUACAAUAAACAUUUGUAUUAUCAAAGGAUAUUCUUUUUCAAAUUUUCUGAUUGGAUAAAAUAGUGUCAUGCGAUUCAUGAUAAAAAGCCAUAUUGACGGGAUGUGCAAAAAAAUGCUGGUAAAAAAUCUGGUUGACCUCCCCUUGUUAUUGUCCAAAAAGGUCAAAUAUCUUGCAAUUGAAAUAAAGACAAACAAUAUUUUGAAUGUUCAAAA